Messenger RNA from Musa acuminata AAA Group (dessert banana), 2539 nucleotides. RefSeq names its product T-complex protein 1 subunit theta-like. Bases 182 to 1816 code for a protein of 544 amino acids. The record is from RefSeq and is a predicted model, not a curated record. Gene Ontology annotation, cellular component: chaperonin-containing T-complex. The transcript has 14 exons. Gene Ontology annotation, biological process: protein folding. Gene Ontology annotation, molecular function: ATP binding; ATP hydrolysis activity; ATP-dependent protein folding chaperone. Lineage: Eukaryota; Viridiplantae; Streptophyta; Magnoliopsida; Zingiberales; Musaceae.
AACCCCAAACCCUUCACGGCACGCGUGCAGACGCAGCAGCAAGCGAGUGAGGGAAGGGAGAGAGCGCUCGGUUCCAAGAACUCUAGGGUUUUCCUACGGCUUUCGCAGCCGAUCGCGUUGCCUGUUUCUAAGGUUUCGCCCUACUUUUCGUUGCUCCCGGUGUCUCUAGAACAAGGGCGGUAUGGCGUUCGGGCUGCCCGGGUACGGGAUCCAGGCGAUGCUCAAGGAAGGGCACAAGCACCUCUCGGGGCUCGACGAGGCCGUUCUCAAGAACAUCGACGCCUGCAAGCAGCUGUCCGUCAUCACCCGCACCUCCCUCGGGCCCAACGGUAUGAACAAGAUGGUCAUCAACCAUUUGGACAAGCUUUUUGUGACAAAUGAUGCUGCCACAAUCGUCAAUGAGCUUGAGGUUCAACAUCCUGCUGCAAAGAUUUUGGUGUUGGCAGGGAAGGCCCAACAGGAAGAAAUCGGUGAUGGGGCUAACCUUACCAUUUCAUUUGCUGGUGAACUUUUGCAAAAUGCAGAAGAGCUAAUCAGGAUGGGCCUGCAUCCGAGUGAAAUCAUCAGUGGUUAUACUAAAGCUAUCAACAAGACAAUUGAAAUUCUAGAUGAGCUGGUAGAGAAAGGGUCUGAAACAAUGGAUGUUAGAAGCAAAGAAGAAGUUGUUUCCCGGAUGAAGGCUGCAGUUGCUAGCAAGCAGUUUGGGCUAGAACAACUUCUGUGCCCUAUCAUUGCUGAUGCAUGCAUCCAAGUGUGCCCAAAAAACCCAGCAAACUUCAAUGUGGACAAUGUUCGAGUUGCAAAACUACUUGGAGGUGGUUUGCACAACUCUACUGUUGUUCGUGGUAUGGUAUUGAAGAAUGAUGCCAUUGGGACUAUAAAACGAGUCGAGAAGGCGAAGAUUGUGGUGUUUGCUGGUGGUGUUGAUACAUCUGCUACAGAAACUAAAGGAACAGUUCUAAUUCAAAGUGCAGAGCAGCUCAAAAAUUAUGCAAAAACCGAAGAAUCCAAAGUUGAGGAGCUUAUCAAAGCUGUUGCUGACUCUGGUGCCAAGGUGGUUGUGAGCGGAGCUGCUGUUGGAGACAUGGCAUUACAUUUCUGCGAGCGUUAUAAACUCAUGGUUCUAAAAAUCAGCUCCAAGUUUGAAUUGCGGAGAUUUUGCCGUACAACUGGUGCUGUAGCUCUUCUGAAACUGAGCCAACCAAAUCCAGAUGAACUUGGAUACGCAGAUUCCAUUUCAGUGGAGGAAGUUGGUGGUGUUCGGGUAACUAUUGUGAAAAAUGAAGGUGGUGGAAAUUCAGUUUCUACAGUUGUUUUACGGGGCAGUACUGACAGUAUUCUAGAUGACCUUGAAAGGGCUGUUGAUGAUGGUGUUAAUACGUACAAGGCAAUGUGCAGAGAUAGUCGUAUUGUUCCUGGGGCUGCUGCAACUGAAAUUGAGUUAGCAAGAAAAUUGAAGGAGUUCUCCUUAAAAGAAACAGGGUUGGAUCAGUAUGCAAUUGCAAAAUUCGGCGAAAGCUUCGAAAUGGUACCUAGAACAUUAGCUGAAAAUGCAGGGCUUAAUGCUAUGGAGAUUAUUUCUUCCCUGUAUGCUGAACAUGCUACUGGAAAUAUCAAAGUUGGUAUUGACUUGGAAGAAGGUGUCUGCAAGGAUGUUUCAACCAUGAAUGUCUGGGAUCUCUACCUUACCAAGUUCUUUGCCCUCAAAUAUGCUGCUGAUUCUGCUUGUACCGUUCUCCGGGUCGACCAAAUAAUAAUGGCAAAACCAGCAGGUGGCCCAAGGAGAGAUGCACCAGCAGGCAUGGAUGAGGAUUAACUUUUUAUAUAGUUUGCUCACUGACACCCCAGGCAUCACUGCACUUGCCAGUCUACGAUGCAUACUCACUGAAUUAAGCGUACAAAACUGUAGUAGGAUGACAAGAAAGAACAAGGUGCAAAGAUCAAGUAGGAACCAGACCCAGCCCAAGCUCAUCGUUAGCAGCCUCCAUCGAUGAAAAGGUUAUGGCAAGCAGCACAGCUGAUGCAGCCCAGAGAAAACCUAGUGCAGCUGUGCCAUACCCGAUCCUCUUCCUGCUCUUUAACGGUGGUACUGCGUUCUUGACUUCGUGAUCCGUUGUUCCAUGCAACUCCUCGCUAAUGCCGCUUUCAGGGACAUCAUCAGAAGAUGAAACUGAUUCCACGCCAUCUCGCUCUUCUUGCUCAUCAUCCUUGAGAUCGUUCAGCUUUCCAGCAGUCCCCACACUUUCCGAGUUCACUUUCUGAGAUUGGCUUUCGCUGCUAAAAGCUCCACUCUGAAGGGAUCGAAUCGGCUUUCCCGGAGUAGUCUGUAUUCUGACAUCAUCGAUCGCCGGCUGCGGCAUGGAUUUCUGUGACACCGAAACGAAGAUCAAGUUUGACGCAAUACUGCGGCAGAACACUGAAGUGUUUGAGCUUGUACCUGAGGGCUUGCUAAGGCAUCUGCUGCCAUGGCGGUCUCACUGUCCUGCGUGAACCCACAGAAGCCUUCUGCCCGCUCUUUGUUGGGAUCGUUCAGCUUGAA